AAUAAUGCUUACAAUCAUAACUAGGCCAUUACAAUAUGUUGAUUUUGCAGUGUAAUAAUAAUAUGUAUAUGUUUAUUGUGGGACACUUAGCCUGUUAGCUCAUCACCUCAGUGCAGAGUGAAAUGUUACCACAGUGAUCAGAUAAUGAUGGAUGAGAAACAUAAAGAGUGUAAAAUGCAGGGAUUUGAUUCAGAAACUCAGCAGAUGAUUCAAGCAGCACUGCUAAACCCCAGUACAGCAGACUUGGCCAAGCUGUCUAAUGCCAUAGUGGACCUGGCGCUGAGGGACUCGUCCUUAUGCAGAGAUGCAGGACGUAUCUGUUACGCUUUAGCGCAGAAGGAGGUGAAGCAGAGCGGUACAAGUGUAUUCAGGGGGAACUUGUUAACUCGACUACAGCAGGAGUUUAUGAGGAGGGAGCAGACAAGGCAGCGCUCUGUACAGGACUGGGUUCGUGUCGUCUCACUCCUCUGUAACAUCUUCGACUGUCUGAAGGUAAAUAACUCUCCAAUGUUAGCGUUGGUGGAGCCGCUUUAUGAUUGUUUAUUCAGACUUGCUCAGCCGGAUUCGCUCGUUAAUGAAGAGGAGGUGGACUGCUUGGCUCUUCAGCUUCACCGUGUGGGGGAUCAGCUGGAGAAGAUGAAUGGCGGUCGGAUGGAUGAACUCUUCUUCCUUUUGCGAGAUGGUUUCCUUCUGCAGGAGGAUCCGAGCUCCAUGGGCCGCUUGCUGCUCCUCGAGCUGCUCGAGUUCCGUGCCGCUGGGUGGAGGCUUAGCAAAAAUGCUCAACACUAUUACUACAGCGAGGUGGUGGAGUGAGAGUUGAGGAUGAGCAGGGUGGAGAACAGUGAUAAAUCCACACCUUCAUUCUUCAGGGUUUAUUCAACUGCCUGAGCCUCCUGUGAUACUUUGAUCAAACCCGGUUUUACGAGGUUACGUUAUAUCAAUGUUAUUUAAGUGUUUAUUACAAGUUGUGUUCUUGUGGCAUCGUUUGCACUUUUUACUCUGUUUCUUGUUUCUUUCUGACACUAUAAAAACUCAAGUGAACUUAAUACUGUGAAUAUAAACAAAUUCUCACCAGCAUUACAGUCAUUUAAAAGUUCUCACUGAAAUCAGUGCAACUGAACUCAGGUGCACUUUUUUAAAAGAAAGUGUGUUUUUGGAUACAGUGUGUCUCUUUGUAUAAAUAAAAUUUUAAAAAUGUUAUAUAAUAUCCUGCUGAGUGAGGUGUUAUUAAAAGUAUAAAGCAGUAUAUUACAUUAUAAGUGUAUUAAACCAUG
Trichomycterus rosablanca is the source of this 1274-nucleotide messenger RNA. It is a transcript of the gene mif4gda, whose product is annotated as MIF4G domain containing a. The record is from RefSeq and is a predicted model, not a curated record. Gene Ontology annotation, molecular function: translation activator activity; RNA binding; protein binding. Bases 145 to 813 code for a protein of 222 amino acids. Gene Ontology annotation, cellular component: cytosol. The transcript is spliced from 6 exons. Gene Ontology annotation, biological process: regulation of translational initiation. NCBI's taxonomy places the organism in Eukaryota, Metazoa, Chordata, Actinopteri, Siluriformes, Trichomycteridae.